Molecule: messenger RNA, 1542 nt
Organism: Priceomyces carsonii
Lineage: Eukaryota; Fungi; Ascomycota; Pichiomycetes; Serinales; Debaryomycetaceae
Gene: SMF12
Product: divalent metal ion transporter
Exons: 1
Coding region: 1-1542 (513 amino acids)
Biological process (GO): intracellular manganese ion homeostasis; iron ion transport
Cellular component (GO): plasma membrane
Molecular function (GO): cadmium ion transmembrane transporter activity; manganese ion transmembrane transporter activity
Source: RefSeq, a predicted model, not a curated record
AUGGAAUUCGGCGAUGAAACUCAAAAGUGCUCUUACAUUCGGGAGAAGAUAUUAAAGCUCAAGAAUAUCAUUAAAAAAUAUGCUAAAUUUUGUGGUCCUGGGUUGAUGGUAUCGGUUGCUUAUAUGGAUCCAGGUAACUAUGCUACCGGUGUCACAGCUGGAGCUCUGAACGGUUAUUCACUUUUGUUUAUUGUUUUGAUUUCCAACAUUAUAGCUAUUUUUUUGCAGAGCCUAUGUAUCAAAUUGGGGUCUGUCACAGGCUAUGAUUUAGCUCGAUGCAGCAGAGAAUAUUUACCUCAUUGGCUUAAUGUGAUCCUUUGGAUCCUAGCUGAAUGUGCAAUUAUAGCUACAGAUGUUGCUGAAGUCAUAGGAUCAGCAAUAGCAUUGAAUAUUCUUUUGAAAGUUCCUUUACCUGCUGGUGUAGUCAUUACUAUUACAGAUGUUUUGUUUGUAUUAAUGGCAUAUAGGAAUGACACUUCCUCUGCGAGGUUUGUUCGCUAUUUCGAAUAUGUUGUUGGGGUUUUAGUUUUGGCAGUGGUCAUAUGUUUUUCCUUCGAGUUGGGUGCUAUUUCUACUGGUAAGGACACUGUAAGAGACAUAUUUAGAGGUUUUGCGCCUUCACGUCAAAUGGUCGAAGGUAAUGGGUUAACAAUUGCCACUUCUAUCAUCGGUGCAACUGUUAUGAUACACUCUCUUUUCUUAGGUUCAGGUAUAGUCCAACCUCGACUCAGAGAAUAUGACAAGAUUCACGGCCAUAUCAAGCUCGAAGAAUUGAAAGUCGAAGAUGAUACUCAGAGUAAGAGCUCUGAUGAAAAAAAAAGCGGUCAAAAGGCACGUGAAGCCAUGUUCUUCUAUAAUGAGUAUCGUCCUUCUUAUGAAGCUAUUACUUACUCCCUAAAAUAUUCAAUAAUUGAAAUGGUAUUGACUUUGUUCACUUUUGCAUUGUUCGUCAAUGCAGCAAUUUUAAUUGUUGCUGGCUCAGCAUUAUACAAAACACCUGAAGCCAUCGAUGCGGAUUUAUUCACAAUUCAUUAUUUGUUAUCUAAAAACUUGGCGCCUGCAGUAGGUACAAUAUUUAUGGUAGCAUUGCUCUGUUCUGGACAAAGCGCAGGCAUCGUUUGUACAAUAGCGGGCCAAAUUGUAUCAGAAGGGCAUAUUAACUGGACAGUCAAACCAUGGAUACGUAGAUUGGCUACAAGAGGUAUAUCAAUAGUACCUUGUUUGAUCAUAUCGCUCUGUAUUGGAAGAGACGGUUUGUCGACGGCUUUGAAUGUCUCACAAGUUGUUAUAUCUUUUUUGUUACCUCCGCUUACAGCUCCAUUGAUCUAUUUUACUUGUAAGAAAUCUAUCAUGAAAGUCGAACUUCCUAGAGAUGAAAGCGAAAGAGAUGGCGAGUUGACAAUAGAGUCUAAUGAUGAAAAGUAUAAAUACAUGCAUAAUAACAUGUUGACUACCAUUUUAGUAAUUCUUAUAUGGAUCUUUGUUUCAGGUUUGAACAUUUAUGCAAUUUAUGAUAUGGCGAAAAAUGGGGUAAGUGGAUAG